Molecule: messenger RNA, 2117 nt
Organism: Boeremia exigua
Lineage: Eukaryota; Fungi; Ascomycota; Dothideomycetes; Pleosporales; Didymellaceae
Product: carboxypeptidase Y-like protein A
Exons: 2
Coding region: 375-2006 (543 amino acids)
Biological process (GO): proteolysis
Cellular component (GO): fungal-type vacuole
Molecular function (GO): serine-type carboxypeptidase activity
Source: RefSeq, a predicted model, not a curated record
UCCAAGCUCCAAGCUCCAAGCUCCGGCAUCACAUGCUCGACGAGGAUGCCUCGAUGUGCAACAGUGAGGCGUUCGGGAGAGCUUCCAUAACCGCCGGUCCAUCAUGAAACGCUAAUGGUUCGGCCUCGUGAGCUGUCCGCGCUCGGACUAGCCCGCCAGCUGAUAAGCCAAGCUUCGUCAUUGAGGUGGCUGGAGGCUGCCUGGUCACCGAGCUCCCAUCACUCCGUUCUCCAUCUCUCGUACCUCAUCCUCCCCACCCAUUGUCUAACCUACUUCCAUUUCCCCAUACUUGAUUUCCGUUGAUUCGGUUCAUUGGUCAUCUCUUGCCUACCACUAAGCCAUCGUGAGCUCCGGAAGCUCCGUUGUACGCCGCCAUGAAGGUAGCUACCUCGGCACUGCUCUUUGGAGCAGCAUCCGCUACAAUCCCGCAGCAGCAGGUGCUCAAGGCCCCCGAGUCUUUCAAGGGCUUUGACACCAGCUCGUGGACAAAGCCACUGCAUAAUCUCGAGGAGAGUCUCAAGUCGCUCACCGGAGAAGCACGCGCUAUCUGGGAUGAGGUUGCCAUGAUGUUCCCCGAGCAAAUGGAGAAGGCCGCCUUCUUCUCUAACCCCAAACCACACACCCGCAAGCACGACUCUGAGUGGGACUACGUCGUCAAGGGUGCCGACGUUCAAAGCAUCUGGGUUGAGAACGAGAAUGGGGAGAAGGAGCGCGAAGUUGAUGGCAAGCUCGAGAACUACAGCCUGCGUGCAAAGCACGUCGACCCAAGCGUUCUCGGUGUCGACAAGGUCAAGCAGUACAGCGGCUACCUUGACGACGAUGAGGAGGACAAGCACCUGUUCUAUUGGUUCUUCGAGUCGCGUAACGACCCCAAGAACGACCCCGUGGUGCUCUGGCUCAACGGCGGACCUGGAUGCUCGAGCUUGACAGGCCUCUUCAUGGAGCUUGGUCCCGCCUCCAUCACCAAGGACCAGAAGAUUAAGCACAAUGACUAUUCGUGGAAUAGCAACGCAUCCGUCAUCUUCCUCGACCAGCCUGUCAACGUUGGUUACUCAUACUCCGGUGGCUCUGUCAGCAACACAGUUGCCGCCGGCAAGGACGUUUACGCCUUGCUCACUCUCUUCUUCAAGCAGUUCCCUGAGUACUCGGAGCAGAGCUUCCACAUUUCGGGCGAGUCGUACGCUGGUCACUACAUCCCAGUCUUUGCCUCAGAGAUCUUGUCCCACAAGAAGCGUAAUAUCAACCUCCAGUCUGUUUUGAUCGGCAAUGGUCUUACAGACGGUCUCACUCAGUACCCUGAAUACCGUCCCAUGGCCUGUGGCGAGGGUGGCUGGCCCGCCGUUUUGGACGAGAGCGCUUGCAAGUCUAUGGAUAAUGCUCUUCCGCGCUGCCUCAGUCUGAUCGAGAAUUGCUACAACUCCGAGUCUGUCUGGAGCUGUGUGCCUGCUUCUAUCUACUGCAACAAUGCCAUGAUUGGCCCUUACCAGCGUACUGGUCAGAACGUCUACGAUGUCCGCAAGCCUUGUGGCAGCAAUAGCCUUUGCUAUGACGAGCUUGACUGGAUACAAGGGUUCCUCAACAAGAAGGAGGUCAUGAAGGCCGUCGGAGCUGAGGUCAGCAACUACGAGUCCUGCAACUUUGAUAUCAACCGCAACUUCCUCCUUGGUGGCGAUUGGAUGAAGCCUUUCCACCGCGUGGUUCCCGGUAUUCUCAAAGAGAUCCCCGUCCUCGUCUAUGCCGGAGAUGCCGACUAUAUUUGCAACUGGCUUGGUAAUAAGGCCUGGACUGAGGCUCUUGAGUGGCCUGGUCAGAAGGAGUACAAGAAGGCCGAGAUGAAGGACUUCAAAAUUGACGGUGAUGGCAAGAAGGUUGGUGAAGUCAAGUCGAGUGGCAACUUCACCUUCUUAAGGCUCCACGCCGGUGGUCAUAUGGUCCCCUAUGACCAGCCUGAGGCAUCCCUUGAGAUGGUUAAUAGGUGGUUGGCUGGCGACUUUUGGGAGUCGUAGAGGUGUUGCUUGAAUCUUCCUCCGACGCCCAGAUUGUAUACUGGCUAUAUGUUUUAUCGAGGGUGGACAUGCUUUGGUUCAAUUACACUGAGCACUGCCGUAAGCGCGCAU